Nelumbo nucifera (sacred lotus) is the source of this 1116-nucleotide messenger RNA. RefSeq names its product thioredoxin domain-containing protein 9 homolog. The record is from RefSeq and is a predicted model, not a curated record. Lineage: Eukaryota; Viridiplantae; Streptophyta; Magnoliopsida; Proteales; Nelumbonaceae.
CCAACACUCAACAGCUAAGAUAUCCAGGAUUUGUUACGAAAUAAGCCCUUUUCGAGUUUCGCUCUCGCGAAUCCCUCGCACUUGUGUUUUUCUUCCAGUUUUCAUUUGCCCAGAUCUCCUGCAACUGCGAGGAAUACCUUCAGUGUCGGAUCGAUGGAGAAUCCAAAAGUUCAAGAGAUUCUGGAGAAGCAAGUAUUGACGGUCGCGAAGGCCGUGGAGGACAAGCUUAAUGAAGAGAUCUCGGCUUUAGAUCAUCUCGACCUCGACGAUCUCGAGGCUUUAAGGGAGCGGAGGCUACAACAGAUGAAGAAAAUGGCAGAGAAGAGGAGUCGUUGGAUCUCCCUCGGCCACGGCGACUAUUCUGAGAUCCCCUCCGAGAAGGAUUUCUUCUCUGUCGUCAAGGCCAGUGAACGCGUCGUUUGCCAUUUCUACCGAGAUAAUUGGCCUUGCAAGGUAAUGGACAAGCACAUGACCAUUCUGGCAAAACAGCACAUAGAGACACGUUUUGUAAAAAUUCAUGCCGAGAAAAGUCCAUUCUUGGCUGAGAAGCUUAAGAUUGUUGUUCUCCCAACCCUUGCAUUGAUAAAGAAUGCCAAAGUUGAUGAUUACGUGGUAGGUUUUGAUGAGCUUGGAGGAACAGAUGAAUUCAGCACAGAGGAACUGGAAGAGAGGCUGGCGAAAUCUCAAGUUAUCCUUUUUGAGGGUGAGUCGUCAGUAAACCCAUACAAGACUAGUACAUCAACCAGAAGAAGUGUCCGGCAAAGCACAAACUCAGAUUCAUCAGAUUCAGAUUAAGUAGGGAUUUCGUCUUUUGUUGAAAAGGCUUUAACCACUUGGUAGAAAGGUGGGUUUUGUGGUUAUAUUUCUACAUUUGAUGUCUGUUCAAGGGUUUUAAUGUAUCAUAUUUGCGCUCCAUUGAGGUUUUAGUUUACUAUAUUAUUUUUUGUUGGAUUCUUGAUAGUAUAGCAAGUAUAACCCUAUGCUGGUGUUACAGCUGCAACACUUCUUUGUAUUAGAAUUGGUUUGUGAUCCCUCCAUAGUUGAGGACUAUAUUUGACUCUAAUUGUCACAUGCACAACAUUGUGCAACUGGUCAGAUCCAAGAUCAUUCUCCAAA